GUGCUGAACAAGUGAAUUUUUUCUUUUUUUCAGCAGCGUAAGCAGGUGUGUGUGUGUGUGUGUGUGUACAGUAGCAGGCACCAGACAUCUCUCUCUUCUCCUGCGUGCUCAUUUUUUUCUUUAUCUAGUCACCUUUUUUUUUUUAGUUUCUGGGACGUGGAUCUUUUUUUGUAUACACUGGAUUUCAUUCGGGACGAUUUUCACCAGGGUUUGUUUUCUGUCUGCGGCCGAUGUGAAGGAUUUCUGGUGCGUCUGUGCGACCGUGUGUGAACCAUGCCUCGCUCAUUCCUGGUGAAGAAAAUCAAACUGGAUGAUUUCUCCUCAUCUCCCGUGUCAGCGUCUAACCAUCAUCAUCAUCAUCAUCUCGAUGACUCCUUCACACGCUCUCGCUCCAGCCUGGGCGUCCGGCUUUGCGAAAACGGCUACAUCCAGGAUUGCAUCAGCCCUUCUGAAUACACAGAGGAGAAGCAGGCCGACAUGAAGCUGAGCUCGGAUCCACUGUACUCCCCAGUCAGCAGCGGAGGAGGGGAGUACUGCCAACCGGACCUGGAGCACCCGGACAGCCCCCAGUCCGGCCUCACGGCCCGCGGAUACUUCAACAGCGAGAGCGAAUCUCUCAGCGAGGGUUACACCAUGGACGCGUUCUUCAUAUCUGACGGCCGUUCAAGGAGGAAGGGAGAGGUCGCAGAAGCAAGGAAAGCUGCCGAUGAUGAGAAAGAAGUGGCGGCGGUGAACAACGGAGGUUCCCGACACACCUGCAACGAGUGUGGAAAGACCUACGCCACUUCAUCCAACCUGAGCCGACACAAGCAGACCCACCGCAGCCUUGACAGCAAGAUGGCACGCAAGUGUCCCACCUGCGACAAGGUUUACGUGUCCAUGCCGGCGCUGGCCAUGCACAUCCUCACUCAUAACCUCAAGCACAAAUGUCACGUGUGCAGCAAAGCCUUCAGCCGGCCCUGGCUGCUUCAGGGGCACAUGCGAUCGCAUACGGGAGAAAAACCCUUCGCCUGCGCCCACUGCGGGAAAGCCUUCGCCGACCGGUCCAACCUACGAGCGCACAUGCAGACGCAUUCGGCCUUCAAACACUACCGCUGCAAGCGCUGCAAUAAGACCUUCGCGCUGAAGUCCUACCUGAACAAGCACUAUGAGUCCGCCUGCUUCAGAGGCUCCGGAGACGAGGACGAGUCUGGCUCCGAGAAUUAACAAAAGAGAAAAGAUGAAGAUGAGUUAACGCUCUCAAAAAUCCCCCCAGAGACUCCCUUCACAGACCCCACUUUCCCUUUUUUAGAAAGCAAUAUUUUCACCAAGAAAAAAACCAAACCAACCCAAUAAUAAGAAGACAAUAAUGAAUAGAUGCUGGAUUUUUUUCUUUGGUAAAAAAAGACCCUCUCAUAUAGACACGUACAAUUAUGAGGCUUGGCAUGCAAAUUUUUAUGAACAUAAUACUAUUAAUAACGAUAGUAAUAAUAUUUAGAUUCCUGAUGUUUUAUAGUAAAUCAUAAAAAGACAAAGACAGCAACAGGUUUGUGCUUUUUGAGAAAUGAAAUCAAUUUGUAUUUUUAUGCUGCUCUUUUAUUUUGAAUUCUUUUGCAACUGCCAACAUGAACUUUUUAUGAAAAUAUGAAUAAUGACAGUAUUUGCAAAAAAGAAAAAAAAAAAAGAUUGUAGACCUCUGAAAAGGUACAAACUUUUGUUACACUUUUGGUAUUUUAUUUAUAAUUGUUAUUUUUAUAUUCAAAGUUUCCUGCUAUUUCUUGGUUCCAUUAUUUAUUUGUUUAUUUAUUUAUUGUGCCAAUCAUGUCCAGUAACUAUUCGACCAGAGCGACCAUCACUCUGUGUUUACCAUACGGAGGAAACAGCACUCAAGACUAAAUAUUUCAAUGAUCUCCAAACAUUCGAAACAUUCAAAAUACGGACGACAGGGACUUUCAACAACAUCUCUGCUCGCUCUGCUGGGCUUCCUCACACUAAAACAGACUGCAUGUGCUCCAGAUGCCUGGAGCUCCGCCCCUUGUCUUCCUGCUCCAUGAUUACCUCACCCAGAGGCAGGUAUGACCUCUAACCUCUGCUCUGUCCACGCUCUCAAAGCGCCCAUCACACAAACCUCAUUUCUACCAUUCCAGUAUUUAUGUAUUUAUUUAUGCACUAUUUUCAUUUUCUUAUUUAUUUAAUGUGUAUUUAUUUAUGUACCUAUCUAUCUACUUAUUUAUUUAUUUAUUUAUUUGGUCGAUAACUCUCUGUGUUAUUGGAUACUGAACUGCCGUUGAACUUUUAAGAUGCUGCUCUUUAAUGAAAAUCUUUAUAUGCAUGAUUCAGCUGUAGAGGGAUUUUAUUCUUUUUUUUGAAAGGGACGGUAUGCAGUGUUUGAAAGCAGAUGAAUUCAGGUGUGAUGCUUUGUUUAAUGGGCAAUAAUUCUUCUUAGGAACAGCAACUUGUAUAAUCACAGCUGUCCUGUUAGCAGUCAAUGUAGGGCAAUAAACAAAAACCUCCUUAAUAUCUCGAA
This is a messenger RNA of Sinocyclocheilus rhinocerous, 2506 nucleotides long. Its product is annotated as transcriptional repressor scratch 2-like. Gene Ontology annotation, biological process: regulation of DNA-templated transcription. The record is from RefSeq and is a predicted model, not a curated record. NCBI's taxonomy places the organism in Eukaryota, Metazoa, Chordata, Actinopteri, Cypriniformes, Cyprinidae. The coding region runs from base 274 to 1206 and encodes 310 amino acids. The transcript is spliced from 2 exons. Gene Ontology annotation, molecular function: RNA polymerase II cis-regulatory region sequence-specific DNA binding; DNA-binding transcription factor activity, RNA polymerase II-specific.